AUGAUUCACCUGUCAGCGAUGACAUUGCUGAUGCUGCAGUUCGUCCAGCUGGUUCCCAGUAUUCUGUCAUCGAAUCCAACCGUCACUCAGCCUCACCCAGUUGACAAUUUCGAGGGGCUCAGCACCCUGUCCAAACAUUUCGACAGCCCCACCCAGUCCCCAUCGAUUGCCGACUAUAGUCCCAGUUCCGACAACGAUUCCGCAUCCAACAACGCCACAAGGAUUCUGCGGCGGGGCAAGCGUUAUCUCCAAUUCAGCAAGGGAUCACGUAUGUCGUGGCGAACCAAUGGCAAGAACAUCUGGACCAUCAACACGCUGUGGGCCUACGGCUAUGGCUUCCGAGCCAACUAUCCCUUCCCGUCCAUCGAGGAGCAGAAGAAGGACAAUGCCGUCUUCUUUCGCCUGUUUAAAAGGGACCUCUUCUCUAAACUGGAAACGCUCUGGAUGGGUAAACAUGGCUUUGAUGGCCGAGCUUGCAUGUUGAAAUCCUUCUGCACCGCCUUGAACGAUGUGGAUAGCCCAAAACAAAAGAGCGGAAUGCUCUUCAAAAUUCUGAAAUUGAUUUCAGGUGAGUCGACCACAUACUCAUUUCCCAGCUUAAGUAGAGCAAGGUUUAUAUCUGAUAUUAUAGAGACCACUCGAAUAUUUGUGGGUACCAAAUGGGAGCCUCAACUAAAAAACUAUAGCCUAAUCCUUAAUACAUAGCUUACUAUUUGUUCCACUUUUAAGUUCCGCGUUAAUGCCAAAAACAAUGUGAUCUCAUCGCCGACUAUAUGGGCCCAUGGCUAUGGCUUUCGAGCCAAUACCCCCAUCUUGGUCAAACACGAGAACCGACCCUUUCGCAGGGAUACUUAUGAGUUGCUCCACGAACUGAUAGAUAGAAGUGGCCUGGAUGGGCGGGCCUGUGUUCUCAAGGCCUAUUGCACCGCCCUGGCCGGCGAUCAUGGUCAGGGAUUUCUGUUUAAGCUAUUGAAAUACGUAUUUACCCUGGAUGAGCACGACCAGCGGCAUAUGCCGCAUCUGCGGGAGGAGAACUGCGAACAAAUCAUGCACAGCCAUUGUCCCUUGAGUUUCGACAGCAUAUCACCAUAUACGGACGAUGUUUAA
Drosophila suzukii is the source of this 1107-nucleotide messenger RNA. Lineage: Eukaryota; Metazoa; Arthropoda; Insecta; Diptera; Drosophilidae. The record is from RefSeq and is a predicted model, not a curated record.